Messenger RNA from Geodia barretti, 1566 nucleotides. Lineage: Eukaryota; Metazoa; Porifera; Demospongiae; Tetractinellida; Geodiidae. The record is from the annotation of a GenBank genome assembly.
AUGCGCAGUCACGCCUGCGGUUGCGUGUUGCAGGAAGGUAAAAGCUCGUGUUGGAGUUGGAGAGCUAUACUGCUAGCUACCUACCUACCUACCUACUGCGUGCUUGCUUGCAAGAUGAAAAGUACGUUGACAGUGCUGGUUGUGGUGUUCUCCGCGGUCCUUGGUGGCCUGCAGCGACACACCGUGUCUCCUCUGGACUUGACCCAGCAGCGGGGCGGUCCCCGGGUGGACAAGAAUUGCCUUAGGUGCCUCGAUUUCGGCGAGAAGUACCUCAAGGACCUCUUCGACAUCAUUACGGGUGGUGGCGAGUUUGGUACGUGUACAGAGUUGUGUCAUUUGCUGGAGAAUAAGGUGCACACUACCGGGGUUUUCGUGGUGUGUGUCGCAAUCUGCGGCGCUGUUGAUUUUGCUACCUUCAUCGAAUUCUUGAGAAAAGUCGAACUGGAUGAGUUCUACUUCUGUGAUCUGCUCAAACUGUGUCCGACCAAGGAUGAUGGUGAUGCUCACAUCUAUUCUCUUGAAGCUAUCCCCAAACACGUCAAGCUAAACACGUCAUUUGAGGUUGUGAUGGUAUUUAUUACAAAAGCCGGUACGGGGCUGGGACAGUAUGACCUCAACAUUACGACUGGAGGCAGUGUCGUUAAACGAGAUGACGCCACCGUGGAUCCUAUAGAAACUGGGGACUAUAAGGCCACGUGGACUCUCUUUGCACCACUGAGUUGGAAACCUGGGAACUACACUGUUGGUGUUGCGGAAUACACAACCAUGAAGGCCGCUGGAGUUAUUCUUCUCUUGCUGGUGUCGGGGUCCAUGGCCGGCUCUCUCUCGCGCCCCACCAUCACUACCCUGGAUGAUGCGAAGGAGCCGAAGAUCGACUUAUGUCCAAUUUGCAUUGAGUUUGCCGAUGAGGCCAUCAACGACCUCCUAAAUAUUGUUCUGAAUGCUGGUGUGAUUGGAGGCUGUGGAGAUCUAUGCGCAAUGCUGGCAAAAGAAAUCAAGACUGAUGCUCAAAUCAUUGAUGUUGUCUGCAAUCUUUUCUGCGACUACGUUGGCAUCAAAGAAUUCAUCAAUAUCAUUGAAAAAGCUGACCUGGACCCUAUCUACUACUGCGAGUUACUCCACCAAUGCCCUGUAGACGACAACGGAGACGCUCACAUCGUCUCGUUCAAAGUUAUUCCUGAUGAUGUUGUGCACGGGUCCACGUUCCGCAUUGAGCUGCUGUUUGAUACCAGGAACGGAACGGGGACAGGGGAGAUCGACCUCCUCAUUAACACGGCGGACGGCAUCCCACUGGAGCAAGGUAAGCUGAGCGAGCCACUGGUACCGGGAGCAUACAACGUCACGUGGAGUGUUGAGGCCAAACCGGACCCCAACUGUGACCCCACCCAGGAGAUUUGCGAGGAGUGGAUCCCUGGCAACUACACUGCCAACGUUGGUGGGUCUCAUAUAAUAUUGUAUGUGUGUUUGUCGACAAAAGCUAACGUAGCAUAACAGUACGGUAUGUGCAGUGUGGAAGUGUCACAACAUUAAAAAAUCCCACAAAAAGGUUCAGUUUUGCCGGCGCUG